Messenger RNA from Saccharomycodes ludwigii, 1734 nucleotides. RefSeq names its product methionine--tRNA ligase MSM1 (gene MSM1). Gene Ontology annotation, biological process: methionyl-tRNA aminoacylation. Lineage: Eukaryota; Fungi; Ascomycota; Saccharomycetes; Saccharomycodales; Saccharomycodaceae. The transcript has a single exon. Gene Ontology annotation, molecular function: methionine-tRNA ligase activity; ATP binding. The record is from RefSeq and is a predicted model, not a curated record. The coding region runs from base 1 to 1734 and encodes 577 amino acids.
AUGAAAUUUACAUCCGCAUUGUGUUCUGGUGGUAAAAAGAUAAACUUUUUUCAUAUAACUACACCGAUCUUUUAUCCUAAUGCCAAACCACAUUUAGGUCACUUAUAUACAGGUUUACUUUCCGAUGUUCGAGGUAGAUGGAGUAAACUUAAUCAAGUAAACACCAAGUUUAUUACAGGCACAGAUGAACAUGGCUUGAAAAUCCAGAAUGCAGCUUUAAAAGCACAUGUAACCCCACAAAAAUUUGUUGAUAAUUUAUGUUUAGAAUUUAAAAAAUUGGAUUCUAAAGGUUGGAUUGAUUAUACAAGAUUUAUAAGAACAACAGAUACAGACCAUAUUCAAAACGUAAUUGAAUUAUGGAAGAAAUGCUUUGCCAAAGGGUUUAUAUAUAAAGGCCAACAUAAAGGCUGGUAUUCUAUUAGUGAUGAAACUUUUUAUCCAGAAUCGCAAGUGGUAGAGGUUUUGCCAAAUGGCAAGGAGAUACCAUUGAAUAAAUCGGAGGUGUUUGAUCAAGACAACAUCACAAAUAGGUCUUUUAUCAACACUGAAUCUAGAAAUAAAGUUGUUUAUCAAUCUGAAAUCAACUAUUUUUUUAAAUUGAGUGAAUUCAAAUGCAAGUUAAUUGAUUAUAUCCGUUUUGAAAAUCCAGAUUUCAUCAAACCUGAAAUGAGGAAAGAACAAAUUUUAAAAGAGCUGGAAUCCUCUAAAGAGUUACAAGAUUUGUCAAUCUCUAGACCAGCCGCAAGACUAACUUGGGCCAUCGAAGUUCCGAAUGAUCCUUCUCAGAAAAUUUAUGUCUGGUUUGAUGCCUUGUGUAACUACAUUACUUCAAUUGGCAGUGUCCAAAGUCUUACAAAAAACGAAGGUGACCCAAUUAAUAUCAAAUGGUGGGAAAAUACUACUCAUGUUAUUGGGAAAGAUAUUAUUAAAUUUCAUGCCAUUUAUUGGCCAGCCUUUUUAAUGGCUGCUGGACUGCCUCUGCCCAAACAAAUAUAUGUUCAUGGCCAUUGGUUAAGCAAUGGUGUUAAAAUGAGCAAAAGUUUGGGCAAUGUCGUUGAUCCAAUUGCAAUGAUUGAUUAUUACGGUGUUGAUCCUGUCAGAUGGUACAUUUUAGAAAACAGCUGUUUGGAGGCCGAUGGUGAUUUUAUUGAAUCCCAACUGUGGCAAACCAGAGAACUACUAGUUUCUAAAUGGGGUAAUUUAAUUACUCGUUGUUGCUCACCUAAAUUUGAUCUGAAAAGAGCUGUUGGGAAGUUUUCUGGAAAUACUGACAAUAAUAGUAGUAUUUUUUUGGAACUUUGUUCAAGAUAUCUAGAAAAAGAUUUGGCUCCAACCUAUACAAAAUUACUAAACGACCUUGAAGUAUUGCCAGCACUAAUGGAUAAUUAUAUAACCAAUUUUAACAUGCAACAAGCUUUAAAAUUAUUAUGGUCUAUAUUGAAUGAUACAAACACGUUUAUACAAACAACUGAGCCAUGGAAAUGUAAAGAUAAUCAAGAUAAGCAAGAUCUAAUUAUUUACUUAGCUGUAGAAGUUAGUAGAAUUUUAUCUAUAUUAUCACAACCUGUUAUUCCUCAACUGUCUGCUCAAUUUUUAGAUAGAAUUAAGGUGUCUCCAGAAAGAAGGGGUUUGGAAUAUGCAGCAUUGGGUAAAGAUGAUAAUUAUGGUGUUGCUUGUAAUAAAAAGGGUGCCAUGCCAAUCACUAGAAUCCCAAUAAGGGAAAAACAUUUAUGA